This is a messenger RNA of Fimicolochytrium jonesii, 3030 nucleotides long. Its product is annotated as periplasmic binding protein-like I. Gene Ontology annotation, biological process: G protein-coupled receptor signaling pathway; gamma-aminobutyric acid signaling pathway. NCBI's taxonomy places the organism in Eukaryota, Fungi, Chytridiomycota, Chytridiomycetes, Spizellomycetales, Powellomycetaceae. Gene Ontology annotation, cellular component: G protein-coupled receptor heterodimeric complex; membrane. The transcript has 16 exons. The record is from RefSeq and is a predicted model, not a curated record. Gene Ontology annotation, molecular function: G protein-coupled GABA receptor activity. The coding region runs from base 1 to 3030 and encodes 1009 amino acids.
AUGUCGCCGGCGACCGCACCGCGAGUCGUGUCCUGGCUGCUGCUGCUAUUUGCCGUGUUCCUCGAAGGCGCCGCGGCCGGAACAAGACCACCGGGGAGGGUCAAUCGCGAACGGCCGCAGCCUCGCCCCGCUAUUCUCGGCAGCAGCACCGUCGCUCCCGUUCUAGCCAAGAGGGACAAUCCUUUGGCAUCGCCACCGAUAUCGACACUGUCAAACAGCAGCGACCCUUCCCACUUGGUGUAUUUGAGAAUAGGGGUGGUUUCGUCCAAUGGCGACCAAGUGGAGGAAUCAUGGAAUUCGACUUUGAGAGCCACAUGGCAGGCGUACAUUCUAGCGCAGGAGGACAUCAAUGCUGAUCCCACCGCCUUUGGGCUCCCCGCAAAUGCAAGAAUCUGGCUGGUCCCUGAAUCUCUCUGCAUUCAGGACAUGCAUGAUCUCCGUGACAUCACCGGCAGCUAUAACGGGGCCGCCAUGCUCGCCGCAUUGAAUGCUUACUACGAUGGGGCCAUUGCGAUACUCGGCACCGACGGCAGUGAGUCCACCAAGGCCGUCGCGCAAACCAUGGGCCGCUUGCAAAUACCCCAGUGCUCUCCGUGGGCCGGUGAUGAUGCUUUAUCAAGCAAGAUCUCGUUCCCUUACUUUUUCCGGACGUUGAGUGGUGCCUCGGACGACAUCUCCUACCUUCUGCCCGUCAUGAAAUACUUUGGCUGGACCCAAUUUUCCUUCAUCUAUUGCGAUUCGGCGCUCGGGAAUGCAUACCAAACGGCGUUGACGGAUCUCGUGAUAACUGACGCUCGGUGGCAGAUUACGAGCAAAUUCACAAACGGCGUAUGGCUUGGUUCCGACAGCACGGACAUUGCCAUUGCCGUUGAUCAAAUGACACGCGCAUUUGCCGAUGGAACUCGUGUCUUGUUCUUGGCUGGGAAUAUGGAUUGGAUGGCCGCCAUGUUGUUGUUCGCUUACAAAGCUGGGCUUAUGCGUGACGAUAUGGUUUGGUUGACUACCCAGGAUGUUUCAGAGGAGCUCGAUAUUGCUACAAGGGACACAGCCUUGACUCAGAAGAUUAUGCGUGGAUCUUUCUUUGGCACCGCUGGUGCCGCAAAUACCCCUGCCAGCGAACAAUUUUUAGAAAGGCUUCCAAAGCUGGACACCACGUUGUAUCCUGACCUUGGGCUUCCGGGUGUCAGCAACUUGGAUGUGUCGUACGCUUGCGUCCAGGCGCUCGCUGCUGGCUGGGGGAAGUUCUUGGCGGAUGGCGCGGCAAAAGGUGAUCCCACAGUGACUUUGGAGAACCUCGCUAGUGGGACCUUCAACGCCAAUUUUACGCCCGAUGUAUGGAAUACGGGGGCCGAUAGCCCGGUUGGAUACCUCACUUUUGACGAACAUGGAGAUAUGGUCCCCGCCUUCUACCAGAUCUACAAUUUCAACGGCACAGAUAUGAUGGUUGUCGGAAGAUCCGAUCAAAUCGACUACACUCCUAACCAGGCACCCAUAUUCAGAGAUGGAUCCAGUGCUGUGCCGCGGACAGCUCUGGAAAGAGUCGUCGUAAAUUCCACUUGGGGAAGCAACGAUGCGGUCACCUUCCUGGUGACGACAUCCUGUCGUAAAAAGAGCCAGUCCAGCUUUUUCAAUGGUGAGAACGUCAAGUGCGACAACCUCACGCUUUUAGGCAUUAUCGUGGGAUACUGUACCAUCUUUCCGUAUAUCGGCAUUCCGGAUUCGAAAGCGUGUGUGACGCAGACAUGGUUGCCGCCUGUGGCCUUCAGUUUGGUUUACGGAAGCAUUGCCGUAAAGUCUUGGCGGCUCUACAAGAUCUUCAACCAUCCAUUCCUCUCAAAGAAUUUGACAGUGAAAACUCCGGAAUUGCUUCUUUACGUCACCAUACAGCUGGCUAUCCAAGCAGUUAUUUUAAUAACUUGGGCGGUUUACGAUGCCCCGCAUCCAAUUAGCAUCAAUAUAUCCACGACUGAGAAGAUUUGGCUCUGCCGUUCUUCAAGCAGCUCCGUGCAGCAUGCUUUUGAGGCAUCGCUUUACGGGACCAAUGGCAUGUUGAUGGCUUUUGUGCUGUUUCUCACCUGGAAAAACCGCGCCAUCGAUUCGAGCUACAACGAAACGUCGCGCAUUGCAGCGGCUUCAUGGAACUUUGUCGCGUUGUUGGCCAUCGGUCUGCCGCUGGUGUACCUUCCAGCCCUGUACAGCUAUCAGUUCAUCAUGCGCCACGUUCUCUUCCUGCUUAUGACGACGUUCACGCUCAUGAUGUUAUUUGGACCGGCAGUGUUGCAGAUCGCCGGUAUCAGAGCGAAUGAGGUCGACUUGAAUGAAGCGAAUAAGUUCAUGCGGAUGACCUUCACAGCUUCCGCCAUGACCGGGGUUUCAGAUUCCGCUCUGUCCUCGUCGCUCGUUUCGAAUUCGGUUGUCGUGCCGGUAAUGAUAGAGGGCGGCAUAAGAACGUGGUUGAACCGGUGGGAGAUCUUUCGAGUAUUGCUCUUUCCCAGCAUGCAUCACCUAUACCUCGUGGAUGUGAGUGCGAGCUUGACUCCGGCGGGAGAUUCUAGCGGUCCUUCUGGUUUGCUCUUCGUUGAUAUAUUCUUCUCCGCCACGCCCCGUACACCACAGGAUGAUGGAGGGAGAGCGCUCAUGUACCGACUGAGCAACGUGAGCAUAAAAGCAGACUGUACCCAGGAUGCGGCCACGGAAGCGGAACCGGGUGGCGAUGGUAGUGGUGGUCAUCCAGACGAUGGAGGCACAAACGCUGACAGCGGCCGAAAACAAGCAGGGAAUGGAGCGGACCUCAUUCUGGCAUUCAAGCAGCCGGGGAAGCCGAAAACGACCGUCAGGAUGUCUUUCAGUAGCCACGCCGAGCAGGCUCAUUGGCACAGUCUUUUGGAGAAAGCCGCGGCGGUCAGCCGCUCAAAGACGACCUCCCCAACCGGCAGCGGAGCGAAAGACCCUCAGAUGAACAAGGACCACGCCUUGCGUGGGGGUUCGCCGAGAUCGAAAGACGUUUUGAAAACUGGAACGGAGGUGUAA